CACAUACAGACAUGCACAUGCAUACUUCUUAAUAAUCAUCAUUUUAAAAUGGAAAUUGUAUUACGUGUUGUGUUCUUCGUAAGUUUUUUAUAUUUUGGUUUUGUAAGGGGUGGAGACUAUAAUGUUCUUGAUUUUGGUGCUAAGGGAGAUGGUGAAACUGAUGAUUCAAAGGCUUUUGUAAAAGCAUGGAAAACUAUGUGUGGAGAUGACGACGGAAACACAAAAACCCUUUUGAUACCCUCAGGCCAAACUUUCUUACUCCAAUCUCUUCAAUUUCAUGGUCCUUGUGGAUCUUCUUCUGUUGUUCAGAUGAAUGGCAACAUUGUUGCACCAGUCGACAAACGAGCAUGGUUGGACAACAAAACUCCAAACUGGAUAGUGUUUGUGAGUAUAAACGGUCUAACAAUCAUUGGUGUCGGAACUAUCAAUGGAUUUGGUUCAUCAUUUUGGGAGGAAACAAUUGAUAAAAGGCCUACUGCAUUGGAAUUUCGUAAUUGUAACAAUCUUAACAUAAGCGGAAUAACCUCGAUUGACAGCCCGAGAAAUCAUAUAUCAAUCAACAAUUGUGACAAAGUUAUGAUAUCAAAUAUACAACUUUUUGCACCCGAAAAAAGUCCUAAUACUGAUGGGAUUAAUAUAUCUUUCUCGACUAAUGUUAGCAUAUCUAAUUCUAUCAUUGGAACUGGAGAUGACUGCAUAGCUUUGAAAACUGGAAGUGUGAAUAUCAACAUUACAGAGGUUGUUUGUGGACCUGGUCAUGGAAUAAGUAUCGGAAGUUUAGGAGAUAAUGGGCAAAAAGCUAAAGUUCAGAACGUCCAUGUGACCCAUUCCACCUUCAACAAGACAACUAAUGGAGCCAGAAUCAAAACUUGGCAGGGUGGAGAAGGAUAUGCUAAGCAUAUCUAUUUUGAGCACAUUACCAUAAUUGAUGCAAUGAAUCCGAUUAUAAUUGAUCAACAAUAUAAAGAUAAAGGGCGUCACGGUCUCGAAUCGAAAAAGAAUUCUGCAGAUGUGGCGAUUAGCAAUGUAAAGUUCAUCGAUUUUCGUGGAACGACGUCAAAUGAAAAGAUUAUAACACUAAAUUGCAGCAAAAUCAAGCCUUGCAAAAACAUUGUUCUGAAUGACAUUAACAUUACGACGAUGAAUGGGGAAAAGUCUACAAUUGAUUGCAGCUCUGUGGUGGGAAAUUCUGACAGUUCCGUUGUAACGGCGGACUGUUUUAAGAUAUAGUUAUCUAUGUUUACAAAUUACAAGACACAAAAAUAGAUCGAAAAAAUGAUAGAUAACAUUUGUUUUUUAAUUGUCGAGCAAUGUUAUCUCUAUGGUGCAAUAAAUAAAUGGUUUAGCAAAAGUUCAAAAAAAAAAUAAUAAUAAUAAAUAAAUGAUUUAAU
Molecule: messenger RNA, 1391 nt
Organism: Thlaspi arvense
Lineage: Eukaryota; Viridiplantae; Streptophyta; Magnoliopsida; Brassicales; Brassicaceae
Source: the annotation of a GenBank genome assembly